AUGGCCGGCGACUCGUUCUGCGACACCUUUCCUUCCAUAGCCCGAGUCUUGGAUGCCACGAGCGAAGCCUCGUGGAGCAGGUUCUCCAGCGAAACAGUGAGCUUUUCAGACGCAGAAUGGCUGACACGAUCCAUCUCUUGGUUGACCUGGAUCUUGAUGAAGUCAGAAGACUCAAAAUCAUCGUCGUCCUGGUCAAACUCCGCUGACACCGAUUUUCUCUUGAUCGGCUCCACUUGCUCUCUAUCGCCCGCUUUCGAGUCCAGCAGGAACGCCAGCCGCGAGAACAUGAGAUACUUGUCGAUAAGGAACGGCAUCGAUGGCAGGUCGUUCGAGAUCUCGCUCGAAACUUGCAACGUUGGCCGUUCCAUGGUGUUUGUCAUUUCCAGCGCAUUUGGAGUCGGAUCAGGACGUCUGCCGGUGAUACGGUCGUAG
Messenger RNA from Ogataea philodendri, 432 nucleotides. RefSeq lists its product as uncharacterized. The record is from RefSeq and is a predicted model, not a curated record. The transcript has a single exon. NCBI's taxonomy places the organism in Eukaryota, Fungi, Ascomycota, Pichiomycetes, Pichiales, Pichiaceae. The coding region runs from base 1 to 432 and encodes 143 amino acids.